Messenger RNA from Acanthamoeba castellanii str. Neff, 1242 nucleotides. RefSeq names its product peptidase S8 and S53 subtilisin kexin sedolisin, putative. The transcript is spliced from 5 exons. Gene Ontology annotation, biological process: proteolysis. Lineage: Eukaryota; Discosea; Longamoebia; Acanthamoebidae. Gene Ontology annotation, molecular function: serine-type endopeptidase activity. The coding region runs from base 1 to 1242 and encodes 413 amino acids. The record is from RefSeq and is a predicted model, not a curated record.
AUGCGCGCCUACUACCUUGUGAGCGCUUGUCUGCUCGCUGUCAUGCUCGCCAGCGCCUCUGCCACCUUGGCACCUCUGCACAUGGCCUUCGAUAACCAGAAGGUCCAGAACGAGUACAUCGUCGUCAUGAAGCCUGACAUGCUUCACACUCAGUUCAAUGCCUACGUCGGAGACAUCAAGGCCAUGUUCGCCAACCAGGUCAGCGGCGACAUCAUCAACGCGUGGAACGUGGGCAACUCCUUCCGUGCUCUGCACGUCAAGACCUCCCCCGAUGACAUUCACUUCUUCCGCACCCACCCGGCCGUGGAGCUCAUCGAGGAGAACCAGGUCUUCCACAUCUCGUCGGCCUACAAGACCGCCAACUGCCAGCGUCAGGACAGCGCCAUCUGGAACUUGCAGAGGAUCAACACUCACCCCAUCACCGGCAUGGACGGCGACUACUCCUACAACCAGGAGGCCAGCGACGUCGACGCCUACAUCAUUGACACUGGUAUCUUGACCACCCACCAGGAGUUCCAGGGCCGUGCUAUCUGGGGCGCCAACUUCGCCGACGCCAAGGACACCGACUGCAACGGCCACGGCACUCACGUCGCCGGCACCGUCGGCGGCCACACUGUGGGCAUUGCCCGCGGCGUCACCCUGAUCGCCGUCAAGGUCCUCGACUGCGGCGGUAGCGGCACCACGGCCGGCGUCAUCUCCGGCAUCCAGUGGGCCGGUGAGAAUGCCCGCAAGCGCGGCCGCAGGUCGGUGGCCAACAUGUCCCUCGGCGGCGGCUACUCGGCCACCCUCAACCGCGCCGUUGCCUCCGUGGUCGACGCUGGCGUGCCCUUCGCCGUCGCCGCCGGUAACGAGGACCAGAACGCGUGCAACACCAGCCCGGCCUCGGAGGCCAAGGCCAUCACCGUGGGCGCCACCUACUUCAAGGGCAACUACACCCAGGACACCCGCGCCUACUUCUCCAACUGGGGCACCUGCGUCGACAUCCUGGCGCCCGGCCAGUCGAUCAAGUCGGCCUGGAUCGGCUCCAACAGCGCCUACAACACCAUCUCCGGCACCUCGAUGGCCUCGCCCCACGUGUGCGGCGUGGCCGCGCUGGUCUACGGCGCCAACCCGUCCUACACGGCCGAGCAGGUCAAGCAGCAGAUCCUCCAGGACACCACUGCCGGCGUGGUCGAGCUCGACUGCACCAAGAGCGGCUGCUCGAGCACCCCCAACAAGAUGCUCUACACCGCCAGGUGCUAA